Molecule: messenger RNA, 1108 nt
Organism: Klebsormidium nitens
Lineage: Eukaryota; Viridiplantae; Streptophyta; Klebsormidiophyceae; Klebsormidiales; Klebsormidiaceae
Source: the annotation of a GenBank genome assembly
CUAAGAUCCGGGUUGAGCCCAAACGGACAUGGUUUAGCCUCGGCGUUGCUUGCUCUCCGCGUCUCUAGAUUCCUCCUGACGUUUCCUCCUGAGCCUCCGAGUCCGAGUCAGAGGCGUGACUUCAGAGCAGAGAAACUUGAGAGGAGAAGUUGAAGCAAGGAAGAGCGCCUUUAAACGGAUUGUGCAUUCAGACUGAAGUUCUCUGCUACUUUUCAUACCGGGGAGACACCAUUUCGACAUCCUUUUGAUCUUGCAAACAGGAAAGCAAUGGCCCGUAGCAGAGGCGGAAGCCGACCAGCUCCCCGGGCGCCAGCUCGUCCUGCAGCAGCCCGCCCGGCACCCCCUCCAGCAACGACCCAUUCGGCCCCCGCGCCCGCACACCAUCAGCAAAGCAGCGGCGGCGGUUUGAUGUCGAGCAUUGGCUCCACAAUUGCGCAGGGUAUGGCUUUCGGCGGUGGCAGCGCCGUCGCCCAUCGGGCAGUCGACGCCGUGAUGGGCCCGAGGACCGUGCACGCGGCGCCCGAGGCUCCUUCCGCAGCCGCCGAGCCGGCUCAGUAUGCUGGCAACAGCGCCGCCCAGUUUUCCAACAGCAGCAUGGACAACGCCUGCAGCAACCAGACGAAGUCGUUCCGCGAUUGCAUCGAACAUUACGGCGACGACAUCUCCAAGUGCCAGUUCUACGCCGACAUGCUCAAGGAGUGCAGAACAAACAGCGGCUCGGUUUUGUAGGACGACCGCUCGUCGUGGAGAGCGUUCAUUAUGUAUUCAGCAUUAGACAUUACCGGCCCUCUUUGGGGUUAGUCUUGAGAAAAACUCGAUUCAAAUUGUUUGGUCGCCACACAUGAGGCCCGCAAAGAAAUGACAUUUAGCCUUUGAGCAUAGAAAAAUAUUCAUCAAUGGUGGCAGGUUCUCGCACACUAAUAUCAGUUCCCGCCCAUACCUUUCGACACCUGACAUGUGAAAUCAGUGCCAAUAUGCACUGACAGGCUGAUGCAUGAUUUAUACGGGAUCGGAUCUGUAGCUGGGAGCUGUACAGAUGCGGCAUUGCAUGGCGCCAGCCAACCUGCUGCAGGCAGAGCUUUCGAAGUCGGUUAAUUGUCAUUUAGUC